AUGGCGUACAGAAUGGUGCGUGCCAGUCGCGUUAGGUCGGCACUCUCUCGCGACCUGGACAGUGAGGACCUGCAGGAGGCUCCGCUCGAGCUGGAAUGGGAGUUGGAGAAGGAGCUGGAGGACCCGGACGGCUUCCGCCUGGAGAGCGUGGAGACGCACCCCGCAUGCGGCAGCGGCUCCGACCCGGACCCGGAGCCCAUCCAGCCCUCCGUGUCUGCUCGCGGGCGCUUCGAGCGCCUACAGGAUGACCGCGCCUGUGCCGCCUCCUUCAGCGGGGCCCCCCUCCGGAGCCAGAGGUGCAGAGGUGCCUGCGUAGUCAAGUAUCUCCUGGCCGGGGCUGGGGUCUUCCUCCUGGGUCUGGUCGUCGGCUUGUACGCCUGCAGCCCCUGGGGGCAGCCCCAGAAACCCAGCACAAGCAAGGACCUCCUGGAACGGGUCGCGCGGGGCAUCACGGCAGAGAAGGUCCGGACGCUUCUCAGGGACUUUAAUUCCUUGGCCGAUCUCGGCGAGGAAUCCCGGGUGUCACGGAUUGCCCAGUACUGGGAGGAGCUCGGACUGAAGGACAUCCAGCUGUCCAGUUACGAGGUCCUCGUCAGUCAUGCUGGCCCCACCCCUAACACCAUCGUGGACAUGAGCAGUAAGAAGUGUUAUCUGCCCAACGGGGCCAGGUGUGACAGCAGGAUCCAAAGUUCCCCAGCGGAGCCCUUCUUCGCGGCCUACUCUGCCGUGGGGACUCUGGAGGCAGAAGUGGUGGACAUCCAGUAUGGAAGUACGGAAGAUUUGAGAAGAGUUAGAACUGAGACGAAUGUGACCCAGAAAAUAGCACUACUAAAAGUUGGACAAGCACCUUUACUCUACACGCUUUCCCGCCUGGCCGAGCUGGGCUUCGGAGCAUCCUUGUUCUACGUGGAUCCCUGUGAUGUUCCCCUGGAUCAGGCCACAGAGCACCAAGCAUUUGGGGUGACCCUAAACCCCGGAGGUGACCCCUCUACCCCGGACCUCCCCAGCAGCCCUGGAAGUUUCAGGGAGGAUCGACACAAUCUGACAUCAUUGCUGGUGCAGCCAAUCUCUGCUAGCCUGGCCAGGGAGCUGCUGGUCGCCCCUGCCAUAAGCCGUGGGCAGCCCUGUGCCGCUCUGGCAAUGCCAACUGCCUCAGGAGGGAAGAGAAUUAAACUAAGCAUCACGUCCGAAACGUCAUACCAAAGAGUGCACGAUGUCAUCGGCUAUCUGAAAGGGAAGACCGAGCCAGAUCGAUACGUCCUGGUUGGCGGUCGCCAUGGCAGCUGGUACGAGGGUGCUCUGGCAGACUGGAGAAGCAGCGCAGCAGUCGUGACUCAGAUCAUCGCCUCGGUGACAGCUCAGACCCACGCUGGCUGGCAACCGGACCGUACCAUCGUCUUCUGCUCCUGGGGGGGGGUGGCACUAGGCAACAUCGGCUCCUACGAAUGGGGGGAGGAGAACCGGGUGGUUCUGGCCAGCAGGGCAGUGGCCUACGUCAGCGUCCGCAGCCCAGUGAGCACACGAGGGUCCGAGACCACGGCCUCGCCCUCCCUGUUCCAGCUGGCCUCGGACAUCCUCAAGAGGCAGGUGAGGAGCUGCACUGGGGUAGGAGGCUGUCCAGGGCUCAACGUGAGCUCCCUGCAGUCUCCUGUGGCUGUAGACUUCUUCAGCAGUCAGCUGUCUGUUCCAGUGGUGGAGUUUACAUCUUCAGCCAGUCCAUCAGAGAGAUCCCGUUUCCUGUCGGAGGCGUUCUUCCCGUUUGAGUCAUCGCUGGUGGAGACUCUGGAUCCUGCCUUCAGACUGCACGAGGCAGUGGCGAAGAUGACAGCAGAGGCCAUCCUACGACUCAGUACUGACCCCGUGCUUCCGUUCUCUCCCCUGGACAUAGCACUGGACGUUCAGAAGAAGCUCAAAGACGACCCCUUAAGCACGCGUGAUCUCAUCUCCGCCGCCGCGUCUCUGAGGGAGAGGUCCGCCAUGUUCCAGUCUGAGCUCAUGCGCCCCGCCAACGACCCCGGGGAGCGCGACCCUGCGCACGUGCGCAUGCUAAACGACGUGCUGAGGGACCUGGAAAAGAGCUUCCUCGUCUCUAGCCCGCCCCCCGGCUUCUCGCGGAACAUCCUGUACGGCGUGAGCAGACAGACGCCCGGCUUUGCCGUCUUGAAGGCUGCGCUGGAAGAUCUCCGACCUGUCGGUGCAAACAGCUCUGUGUCCCAAGUGUGCGCAUCCAUCCGCUCUGCUGGACAACUCAUACAAAGUGGAAUGAAGCUAUUCGAGAAUGACCCUGAGACCCUUCAAUGAAACAACUGCACUAAGACUAAGAUAACUGAAGCACUGUAUCUCCCUCUGCAAAUGUUUCAAGCAUGAAUACAGCACUGCUUUUGUGUUUUGUUUGGUUUUGUUUUACUGUAUUUAUUUGGAGUAUGUUGUACUGUGAUGGAGCAUCUUCAGCGUGGACUCCAGUGAGAGUACAUACUAUAUGACUAUAUAUGGAUUGGUUCUGUUUCUUUAGAUUCCUUGCGAUGUGAAAGCUGCGGUGUGAAUCGGCUUUUGUAGGUCCUUAAUCCAUAUCACAGCCGUAAGAUUAAUGGCAGAGACAACAGAAGGUCAAAUGGAAGAGCCUGCAGCGAAGAGAGAUGCCGCCUGGAAGCCGAGUAGAAAAGACUUACAGAGGCUCUGGUGCCAAGUGUGAGGAUGACGUACAGGAUGACAUAGACGGGGAUGACGUACAGGAUGACAUAGACGGGGAUGACGUACAGGAUGACAUGGACGGGGAUGACGUACAGGAUGACAUAGUCGGGGAUGACGUACAGGAUGACAUAGUCGGGGAUGACGUACAGGAUGACAUAGACGGGGAUGACGUACAGGAUGUCAUAGACGGGGAUGACGUACAGGAUGACAGACGGGGAUGACGUACAGGAUGACAUAGACGGGGAUGACGUACAGGAUGACAUAGACGGGGAUGACGUACAGGAUGACAUAGAUGGGGAUUACGUCCAGGAUUACAUAGACUGAGAUGACAUACAGGAUGACACAGACAGGGAUUACAUACAGGAUGACAGACGGGGAUUACGUACAGUACGACAUAGACUGCGAUGGAUGGCAUAGAUGGGGAAUACGUACAGGAUGACAGACGGGGAUUACGUCCAGGAUUACAUAAACCGAGAUGAUAUACAGGAUGACAUAGACGGGUAUUACGUUCAGGAUGGCAUAGACGGGGAUUACAUCCAGGAUUACAUAGACUAAAAUGACAUCCAGGAUGACACAGACCAAGAUGACAUACAGGAUGGCAUAAACGGUGAUUACGCACAGGAUGACAUAGAUGGGGAUUACGUCCAGGAUUACAUAGACCAAGAUGAUAUACAGGAUGACAUAGACGGGGAUUACGUUCAGGAUGGCAUAGACGGGAAUUACAUCCAGGAUUACAUAGACUAAAAUGACAUCCAGGAUGACACAGACCGAGAUGACAUACAGGAUGGCAUAAACGGUGAUUACGCACAGGAUGACAUAGACGGGGAUUACGUCCAGGAUUACAUAGACCAAGAUGAUAUACAAGAUGGCAUAGACGGGGGUUACGUCCAGGAUUACAUAGAUGGGGAUGACGUACAGGAUGACAUAGACAGGGUUUCGUUUUCAGUCACAUGCAUUGCAGGCUUGUGUUUUUCCCCUGUAUAAUUUAAAAUGUCCUGUGUGUUUUAGGAGAUACUUUGAGAUUUUCCACUUAGGAGAUGCUGAGAACUGCAGCAAGUACCCUGAUAUAACACAUAACACAUAACAUACAAACAGAACAAGACGACACACACCAGACACUCUCCAGAGCGCUCUGGUUCAGCAUCCAUAUUCUUCCUGUGUCUCACAAUGAGUCAUGGUGGAGCACGUCUUCAAAUCACAGGCAAGCUUGAUUACUAUAUGUGAAUUGAAGGAACACGGUACAGUUCUGCCUGACAUGAAAGACACCGCCGGGAGUGUGAGCUGUACUAGUGUCUCAAGGGGGUUGAAUUUCACACAGGCUUGUGGAAUGAACAGAAACUAAGUCUUCAAUUCAUUGAUGGAUUGAAUUACAAGUUUGUGUUGAUCUCAUAAAAAUAGCACAAUUUUACUUUUUAUGCUCUGUAAUCCUACAGAAGCGCACAGAGCGAGGUUGUUGACAUUACCCCAUUUGUAAUGUAUAUGUGCUGGCAUUGGCCUUCUACAGUCUACAAGCUGGUGUUUUUCUAGCAGUAUUUGCACUACCACGAUGUUUGUGGCGCUUCUGAAGGCCUCUGGAUUUGAGGCCUGCAGCUUUUUGUCCGUCACUCAGUCUUCAUACUUGACUCGCCUUUUAAUUAUGAUAAACAGGCCAAUUAGAAGCAGUCAAUUCAGGGAAUCUAGAUUCACUCAAGCUUUAAAUUAUUUAUGUGCCUUUAAAUAAGUCAUGCGUGCUUUUAGGGCCAGAAAUUCCAAACAAUGUCAAUGUUGUACAAUAUAUUUAAUUUUAUGUUAUGCAAAUUUUAGCUGUUGUGAUGCAAAGACCAAAAAAUGUGGACAUGGAUUUUAUUGCUGUCUUGUAUUCAUUUGAAUCUAAGUUAAUUAGCACUAGUUGAAAAGACGGAGCAAGUCAAAGAAAACGUCAUGGGCAAAAACCAUGCAGACAAAAGAGGAAAGGUGUCCAACUGAAAUGUUUAAUGAAAGUAAAGAAAACGAAACGGAACAUAAAAGUGCACUGAGUACAACAAAAGAAGCCGACGUAACGUACAACAACCGACGAUCGGUACUGCAAACAGAACAGGCUUACAUAAGACACAAUUCCAUAACGUCCCCCAGGUGGUAUGGUGAACGAGGGAACACGCACCAACUGUGGGAAGCAAAACAGAAAUAAACAAAGACGCGCAAUACAAGAAAAACAAAAACCAAAGCCAUGCGCAGGACCCCCCGUGGUCGACGUAGGCUACGGCAGGGGGGCCACCUCACAGGAACCUUUCACAUUUCAGGCAAUAGUUUUUCUUUCUUUAAAAAGGUGGUGCAGUCUGAAUAGUUUCCAAUAUAAAUAGGAUGUCAGUUAAGAUCCCUCUAAAUGACAUCUAAUGACAUCUCUCUAUAUUAGCUGUAUUAAGAGCUCUAAAACAAAGAACAACAAAAUUACUGGUAAAUAAGUAAAUUGUGCAGUCGAUAUUCACUUCUGUUAUCCACUGUAAUCCAACGACGGUUGCACAGCAGGGACGGUCAGUUUUGACAGUGUCUGAUAAACUUUAAAACUACAAUACGUAACAAACUAUUCCGAACCGUCAACUUGCACUUAAUUUACUGAACUGUUAGCUUGUGUCGCCUUUGGGUGUUUCAUGUAAAUACAAAUGCCAAUAAUUCAGUCUACAUGCUGUAAACAAGCCUGCUCACGGUUAUUGGAGCUGGAUGGUUUAGUUUCACUGUUUCUUUAAUUAUUUAUGUACAUUAUACACUUUUAUUUCAGAAUCCCAAUAAAUAAAGCUAUUUUUAUGCUGAAA
Molecule: messenger RNA, 5480 nt
Organism: Electrophorus electricus (electric eel)
Lineage: Eukaryota; Metazoa; Chordata; Actinopteri; Gymnotiformes; Gymnotidae
Gene: naaladl2
Product: N-acetylated alpha-linked acidic dipeptidase like 2
Source: RefSeq, a predicted model, not a curated record